GCCCGUCUCUCGUUCCUUGUGUUCUCCUACUUCGCUUUAAUAUCUGAGGACUGUGCGAAAGCUCCGUGAAGAAAACAUUGCCACACAUGACGGGAAAGUCCAAAUGACUGCAGCAUGCCCAUCUCUUCUUCUUCUUAUCCUCCUCCACUGACUUCCUUUCUCCCUUGGCCGUAAGUAUGAUCUCAAAUAUCACAGGCGUCAACUAGCAUCUCUCUCUCUCUCUUUCUCAUUCCCUUACCUUCCUCGCUGAUCAAUGGGUGACACUGGAGAUGUUCAGCUUCACGUCAGAGUGGAAGGAGAUCAAGGAUCAGCAGGACCAACAAAAGACUCGAUUCCCAGUAAUGAGACACCACCACCACCUUCGAAGCUCAGACACUGGCGAUGGUGGCUCAUGGUGGCCCUUAACAUCUGCUUCCUCCUCGCCGGCCAAACCGUGGGCGUGCUGCUGGGAAGGCUCUACUACAACGAAGGUGGCAACAGCAAAUGGAUGGCCACCGUCGUUCAAUCCGCCGGCUUCCCGGUUCUCUUCAUUCCUUUACUCCUCUACCCCUCUCCGCCUGCUUCCACCGCCACCGUCGCCCGGCCCUCCAUCGUCAAGGUUGCCGUCAUAUGCAUCUGCUUGGGUCUCAUCAUUGCAGGAGACAACCUGAUGUACUCCUACGGCCUCCUGUACCUGCCUGUGUCAACCUACUCGCUCGUCUGCGCUACUCAGCUGGCUUUCAACGUGGUCUUCGCCUACUUCAUAAACUCCCAGAAGUUCACCUCCCCGAUCCUCAACUCCGUCGUGCUCCUGUCCUUCUCCGCGGCCCUCUUGGGAUCCCAAUCCGAUUCCGAGGACUCCGCCAACGUCCCCAAGGGGAAGUACCCGCUGGGGUUCGUGCUGACGCUUGGCGCGUCCGCGACGUACUCGCUCGCCCUCUGCCUGUUGCAGCUCGCCUUCCAAAAGGUCCUCAAGACGGAGACCUUCUCGGUGGUGCUGUGGAUACAGAUAUGCACGUCGUUCGUGGCGACCAUCGCCUCCGUGGUCGGGCUGUUCGCCAGCGGGGAGUCGUCGGGGCUGCAUGGGGAGAUGGAGGUGUACGGGAAGGGGAAGGUGUCCUACCUGAUGACGCUGGUUUGGACGGCGGUGGCGUGGCAGGUGUCCUCCGUUGGGGUGGUGGGCUUGGUGUUUGUGGUGUCCUCUCUCUUCUCCAACGCGGUGAGCACCCUGGCUCUGCCGCUGGUGCCCAUAUUUGCUGUGGUGUUCUUCCAUGAUAAGAUGGAGGGAGUGAAGAUUAUAGCCAUGCUGAUCGCGAUCUGGGGCUUUGUUUCUUACAUUUACCACCACUAUCUUGACGACAAGAAGACCAAGAAGGCCAUUGCAAUCGAUGCCGAGUAGAAAAAUAUGGUGCUCUGAAACCGUAUCAAACUCAUGAAGCUGCAAACCAUCGACACAGCCAAUGCUCUCUGCUUUUCUCGUCUCUGUUCCAAAUUUGGUUAGCUUUUCCUGUCUGUUCUUGUUUCCCUGGAAAAAGGAUGAAAUUGUAUGUCUACUCCACAAGGCAUUCAUUGUUCAUCAAUCAGAAAUUUAAUACAGUUGACUACAACUGUGUGAUUCA
Musa acuminata subsp. malaccensis (wild Malaysian banana) is the source of this 1598-nucleotide messenger RNA. RefSeq names its product probable purine permease 11. Gene Ontology annotation, molecular function: purine nucleoside transmembrane transporter activity. Gene Ontology annotation, cellular component: membrane. The record is from RefSeq and is a predicted model, not a curated record. NCBI's taxonomy places the organism in Eukaryota, Viridiplantae, Streptophyta, Magnoliopsida, Zingiberales, Musaceae.